AUGGAAGGAAUCUCGUGGGGUUUGAAGAAGUACUGGAUGAGAAGGGUUAAGGGAUACCAAAGAUUAAUAUAUGGCUCCGAUCGCCGAAGGAGGGAAGCGACCAAACUUGGAAGCAGAAGAAGAAGAAGAAGAAGGACAUGGCAUAUCAAGAUAGCUCCCAAGAUGAGAAUCCCCAAAAUCUCUUCCCCAAAGAAAAUGGUGCUGUGGCUCAGAGACGCAUACGUCAGAAUCAUGCUGGGUCUCGCCAGCUCCACGGCUGCCUCGGCCGUCGGCUACGGCGGAGGCUUCGGCAGAGCCCCACCGGCGAAGGAGUACGACGAAGAGAUGAUGGUACAUAUGUACAACUCCUUGCUUAUGGCACAUGGACACUUGCUGCCACCACCCAACGCUGCCGCAACAAUCGUUAACACUUCCUGA
This is a messenger RNA of Cajanus cajan (pigeon pea), 417 nucleotides long. RefSeq lists its product as uncharacterized. Lineage: Eukaryota; Viridiplantae; Streptophyta; Magnoliopsida; Fabales; Fabaceae. The record is from RefSeq and is a predicted model, not a curated record.